Esox lucius (northern pike) is the source of this 2901-nucleotide messenger RNA. It is a transcript of the gene grk1b, whose product is annotated as G protein-coupled receptor kinase 1 b. Gene Ontology annotation, biological process: regulation of signal transduction; signal transduction; protein phosphorylation. Bases 330 to 2012 code for a protein of 560 amino acids. Gene Ontology annotation, cellular component: cytoplasm. Gene Ontology annotation, molecular function: ATP binding; G protein-coupled receptor kinase activity. NCBI's taxonomy places the organism in Eukaryota, Metazoa, Chordata, Actinopteri, Esociformes, Esocidae. The record is from RefSeq and is a predicted model, not a curated record. The transcript has 8 exons.
CCUGAGAGCUAAUGAACAAUCAAGUAGGAUUUCACCAUGCGGACUAAGCCUACAGACGAUCCUCACACUGCCUGCAUCUCUCUAUAUAGCAUAAGCAUUGGUUCUGGCGGAAAGGGGAGAAAGAAUACCAAAGAGUGACUUCAAGGCGUAACAGAGAGCAGCAAAGAUGAGUCAAUUAUCACUACGUUAAAAACAAGGGCAACCAAAGUUAAGAAGUGUAAAUAAAGGUGGAUUAUAUGGUAGAUUUGAGCCCAAGUGGAUUCAGUCUCAAAUCUAUCAGCUCCUGUCUGAAUUCUUGAGGAAAGAGGAAGAAAGGUGAAGGACCAGCCAUGGAUAUGGGUGGUCUGCAAAACAUUGUGGCCAACUCGGCCUAUGUGUCUGCCCGCGGUAGCGUCGAUGGUGCAUCAGCGUCGGCCAUGCGCGACAAGAAGUUUCGCGCCAAACUUGACCUUCCGCACAUCACAAAGUGCAUGCAUAUGAAGACCACCGUGGACUCAGCUUUCGAAAGCAUGUGUGUCAAGCAGCCCAUUGGCAAACGCCUCUUUCAGCAGUAUCUGGAGAGUGAAGCAACUCACAAGAACGCCUGCGAACUCUGGAAGGACAUGGAGGAAUACAACACUGCCCAGGAGACAGACCGGAUGCAAAAGGCCCAGAAGAUUGUUAAUAAGUUCUAUGAAUCCCAGUCCAAGAACUUCUGCGGUUUCCUGGAGGAGAAGGCGGUGACACGUGUCAAGGAGGACCACAAGAACACCCGCGGAGACCUUUUCAAGGAGAGUGAACAGCUGCUUCUGAAGCACCUUGAGGCCAAGGCUUUGGAAGGCUUCAAGAACAGCAUGUACUUCCUGCGUUAUGUUCAGUUCAAGUGGCUGGAGGCCCAGCCCAUUGACGAGGAGUGGUUCAUGGACUUUAGGGUACUAGGGAAGGGAGGGUUCGGGGAGGUACAUGCCUGCCAGAUGAAGGCCACAGGCAAGCUGUAUGCCAACAAAAAGCUGGACAAGAAGAGGCUGAAGAAACGUAAAGGCUACCAGGGAGCGAUUGUGGAGAAGCGUAUACUGGCCAAGGUGCACAGUCGGUUUAUCGUAUCACUGGCAUAUGCAUUCCAGACCAAAACUAACCUCUGUCUUGUUAUGACCAUAAUGAACGGAGGGGAUCUCAGGUUUCAUAUGUACAACGUGGAUGAGAAGAACCCGGGUUUCAACGAGACCCGAGCAUGUUUCUACAUAGCCCAGAUAAUCCUGGGGUUAGAGCAUCUUCAUCAGCACCGGAUCGUCUACCGGGAUCUGAAACCAGAAAAUGUACUACUGGAUGAUGCAGGCCACGUGCGUCUCUCUGAUUUGGGUCUGGCUGUUGAGCUUCCGGCUGGAACUGACAAGACCAAGGGAUAUGCAGGUACACCAGGGUUCAUGGCUCCAGAACUGAUUGAAAACAAAGAGUAUGAUUACACUGUGGACUACUUCACCCUAGGCGUCACUCUAUAUGAGAUGAUUUCUGCAAAGGGCCCUUUCAGAACCAGAGGAGAGAAGGUUGAAAACACUGAAGUUGAGCGGCGGAUAUUAAAUGAUGCUGUAGUGUACACAGAUAAGUUCAGCAAAGACUGCAAGGCUAUCUGUGAAGGACUGAUGGAAAAAGAUCCAGUAAAACGUCUCGGCUUCAAGAAUAAUGAAUGUGCAGAGCUUAAAGAACAGCCCUUCUUCAAAGAACUCAACUGGGGACGUUUGGAAGCAGGCUUGCUUCCUCCACCAUUCGUCCCAAACCCCAACACAGUGUAUGCCAAAGACAUCGAUGACGUUGGAGCCUUUAGCACCAUCAAAGGGGUGGUCAUUGACGCCACGGACAACGAGUUCUACAACGAAUUCUCCACCGGCAAUGUGCCCAUCCCCUGGCAGGAGGAGAUGAUCGAGACAGGAGUGUUCGGAGAGCUCAACAUCUGGGCACCAGGGGGCAAGCUGCCUGAUGACCUGGACCCCAACAAAAUCCCUGUAGCAAAGGGAGGGGCCUGCACGCUGCUCUGAACUCAUCAGAAUAGUCAGGUGUUUAAUACGCGUCGCAGCGAUGGAGAGCUUGUUUUGGAUCAGGUCCACUCUGUCACAUUCAUUAUGAUGUCAGAUGAAAUGCUGACCCUAGAUCAACACUGCCAAGCUUUUCAUAACAAUAAGACCAGAGUCAAUUAAGCCUGAAUCACAAUAAGACCCGUGUAAAUAAAGGCUGAAUGGUAUUGGAAAAGGAUGAAUUUGCAAAGUUGGACAAUAAUGUUCGCUAGCAGGUGUUGGGCCAAAGACACAUCAAGUGUUGGGUCUUGAGAUGCCUACUGUAUGUUAAGUGUGAAUACUUCUUGUAUAAAGUAGAUUUGCUUUUUGAAGCAUUUGGUUGCUUUAUUAGAGAGGAAAAUGGUUAAAGCUAGAAGAGAGAAUCUUUCUGGAAGAGGGCUGCAUUAUAAGCCAUGUUAGAACCGUACAUUAUUGCACUGUAAUUAAAAAAAUACCUUUAUAGAAAAUAUUAUUUUUAGCCAAAGAGAAACAAAAUAUAUUAAUUCUAAUAUUCCUCAGACAUGCUAAUAUCAGGUGUUACUCAUGUAAAAAUAUGAAUUGUGAUUAUAUGUUUAUGCAUUUUAUCAUAUAUUUUAUAGACAUUUAUAAUUAUAACCAUCAGUUUAAAAAGAAAAAGUAGUCUACAGGAGUAUUGAAAUGUUGUAAAUUGUUGUAAAUACAAAAAGAAUAAAACGUUGCAAUGCACUUAGGUAUUGCAGGAUGCGGUUUUCUACAUCAACUAAUGCAGCAGCAGCCUUGUCUAAGUAUGUUCAGCCCCAACGCCAGGGGACAUGUAGUGUGGCAGGAUGCUUGAUGUACAAGAACACCCCCUGAACAGGAUGUGACCGAAUGCUGUCACAGGGAAAUGUGUUUA